AUGUCUUGUGUCACAACAAUGCCCGAGUAUCUACAGAAAAGAUUUGGUGGAAAAAGAAUACAGUUAUUUCUUUGUGUUUUAUAUCUAUUUAUCUACAUCUUCACAAAAAUAUCAGUGGACAUGUAUGCAGGAGCUGUGUUCAUCCAGCAGGCUCUGCAGUGGAACAUCUACCUCGCUGUGGUUUUGCUUCUUGCCAUUACCGCUCUGUAUACCAUUACAGGUGGUCUGGCAGCAGUGAUCUACACCGAUGCGGUUCAGACUCUCGUCAUGGUGAUCGGAGCCCUGAUCCUGAUGGGCUUCAGUUUUGCAGAGGUUGGGGGAUUUCAGGCUGUCCUGGACAAGUAUCCUCAGGCCAUUCCCUCCAUCCGAGUGCCCAACACCACCUGCGGAAUCCCACGUGAGGAUGCCUUUCACAUAUUCCGUCACCCUGUGACCUCUGACCUGCCCUGGCCGGGGGUGAUCCUGGGCAUGUCCAUACCCUCAAUGUGGUACUGGUGUUCUGACCAGGUGAUAGUGCAACGUUCACUUGCUUCCAAGAACAUUGUGCAUGCUAAAGGAGGAUCUUUGCUUGCCGCUUACCUCAAAGUUCUGCCCUUCUUCAUGAUGGUGAUUCCAGGCAUGAUCAGCAGGAUACUUUACCCAGAUGAGGUGGGCUGUGGAGACCCGGAUGUGUGUAAACAAGUUUGUGGGAAUCCGGUGGGCUGCUCAGACAUUGCUUACGCCAAACUGGUCAUGGAGCUCCUUCCUGCAGGACUGAGGGGUUUAAUGAUGGCUGUGAUGUUGGCUGCUCUGAUGUCCUCUCUGACCUCCAUAUUCAACAGUUCCAGCACUAUUUUCACCAUGGACCUUUGGAGAAACAUCCGCCGCACUGCCUCCGAGUGGGAGCUCAUGAUUGUGGGAAGAGUGUUUGUGUUGGUGUUAGUGGUGGUGUCAGUGCUGUGGAUUCCUCUGGUUCAGGCCAGUCAGGGUGGGCAGCUCUUCAUCUACAUCCAGUCUAUCAGUAUGUACCUGCAGCCCCCCAUAACGGUCGUCUUCUUCACGGGAUGCUUCUGGAAACGGACCAAUGAGAAGGGUGCAUUCUGGGGUCUGAUAGUGGGCAUGGUGGUGGGCUGUACAAGGAUGAUUCUGGAUUUCGUCUAUCCAACACCACAGUGCUAUGAGAGCGACACCAGGCCAGACAUCAUAAGAUAUGUUCACUACCUAUACUUCUCCAUCAUUCUCACCCUCCUCACACUCAUCGUGGUCGUGUGUGUUAGUCUGGCUACAGAGAAGCCCAAACCGGAGCAGAUCAGUCGAUUGACGUGGUACACACGCUUUGAUCCUGUGAAAGAAAGUGAAGAGGUUGUGGUUUCAGAUCUCCAGACGUUUGAGGACGCCACAGUGUACCCAAAAAACAUGGAAAAUGAUGCAUAUCCUACAAAAGAAGACACCUGUAGUUCUGCGUCCAGCAAGGCGGGUUCAUCUAAACUCAAAUCUGCUCUGUUCUGGAUCUGUGGAAUAGAGAAGCAAAAUGGAGAGAAGCCCAAGUCUCCUCCUCCUUCAGAGACUCCGACAUGUUCCCUCGGGGAAGACCCCUGUAUGAGACACCUGGUAAACGCCAACCUCAUCAUCUGUAUGUCAGUGACCGUGUUUCUCUUCGCUUACUGGGCAUAGUCACUUCCCCUUUAUAAUGUAUUGUGACUGGUGUGAAAGAAAAUCUUCAUGGAGUAUGUACUUAAUAAUAACCCCAAUAUGCUUA
This is a messenger RNA of Sinocyclocheilus grahami, 1738 nucleotides long. It is a transcript of the gene slc5a11, whose product is annotated as solute carrier family 5 member 11. Gene Ontology annotation, cellular component: plasma membrane. The transcript has 12 exons. The record is from RefSeq and is a predicted model, not a curated record. Gene Ontology annotation, molecular function: D-glucose:sodium symporter activity. The coding region runs from base 1 to 1653 and encodes 550 amino acids. Lineage: Eukaryota; Metazoa; Chordata; Actinopteri; Cypriniformes; Cyprinidae. Gene Ontology annotation, biological process: transmembrane transport.